AUGUUUACAAAAAGCAUUGUUAGUGUUCUAAUUUUAGCGCUAGUCUUCGCAUCACUUCAAGAUGUUUACGGAAAAACACCAAAUAAAAUCACCGGUGGUGUACGAGCAUUCCUCUAUGAAUUUCCAUCGAUAGUAUCAAUACGUUUUUACGGACAACAGCUUUGCGCAGGAGUAUUUAUAACAACAAAACAUGUACUAACAGCCGCGCAUUGCCUGGCGGAAGACAACUAUUUCCAAACUGGCGUCGAUUUGUACCCGGCUUCCGAAAUAACCGUUGGCUCAGGGAGCGAUAAUUGCAACUUUCCUAAAAUGAUUCAUAAAAUAAAGGGUUUUAAAAUCCAUCCUCGGUAUCUAGGUGCAUAUAACAGAAAUAUCAAUGACAUUGCCAUCAUAACGUUGGAAAAGCCAAUCACUCCUAAUCCAUCACAACAAAUUAUAAGAUUACCAAGCAGGCCUUCUGGCGUUGGUCUACAGUCUGCAGUUGCUGGAUGGGGGACUUCGUAUGAAGGCGAAGGAAAACUAUCAGAACUACUGAAGAAAGCUUUUGUUAAGACAAUAAGUAAUGCUGAAUGCCAACGUCGUAAUCAUGUUUUUAUUUAUAGUGGACAACUUUGUGCUUCACAAAACUACGGUGUUGGUUUUUGUGACGGUGACAGUGGAGGUCCUCUGGUACACAGCGGAGAAGUUAUUGGUAUCGUAUCAAUGUCAUUCAAUUGCGGUAAAGGGACUCCAGAUCUUUACACCCGAGUUUACUCAUACUUAGGAUGGAUAAAAGCAAAUAUCCAGUAA
This is a messenger RNA of Microplitis demolitor, 789 nucleotides long. RefSeq names its product chymotrypsin-2-like. The transcript is spliced from 4 exons. Gene Ontology annotation, molecular function: serine-type endopeptidase activity. The coding region runs from base 1 to 789 and encodes 262 amino acids. The record is from RefSeq and is a predicted model, not a curated record. NCBI's taxonomy places the organism in Eukaryota, Metazoa, Arthropoda, Insecta, Hymenoptera, Braconidae. Gene Ontology annotation, biological process: proteolysis.